AUGGCGUCCAACUACAAGAUGAAAGGGUUCUUCAAGGGCUUCAAGAUCAUCUCCCAGAUCUUCGCGGCCAAGGAGCAGGAGAUGGUGAUCGGCCGGCCGACGGACGUGAAGCACGUCGCGCACAUCGGCUGGAGCAGCUCCACGCCGGGGAUGCUCACGGGGAAUGCUUCUCCAAGCUGGGUAACCAUUUCAGUGCGACCGUACACGCAAAUUCUGGUUCCAUCUGCCUGCCUGAUCACCUUUACUUCCCAGAUGAAUGUCAUCGAGGGGUCGUCUGACUUCUCGUCCUUGGGCUACUUCGCGCCGUCCGCAGGGACGUCCUGGACUUCUCAAGACUUCGAGCAGCAGCACCAACUCCCACGGGACAUGUUGCCUCUCGGGAUAGCUUCAGAGAUCACCGGGGAAGACGUAGCGGCAGCUCCACGCCCUGAUGUUCCACGCCCGCCACCGAGAAAGACAAGGCGAAAGAAGAAAACAACGGUUGGCUCUCUAGUAGAUUCGUCAAUGCCAAAUGAUUCAUCUACAUCAGUCUCGAAGGCAGCUACAGCCGUUACCGAUACCAUUGACACCAGUGGCGUGAUGCAGUGA
This is a messenger RNA of Triticum turgidum subsp. durum (durum wheat), 588 nucleotides long. Lineage: Eukaryota; Viridiplantae; Streptophyta; Magnoliopsida; Poales; Poaceae. The record is from the annotation of a GenBank genome assembly.